Solea senegalensis (Senegalese sole) is the source of this 2750-nucleotide messenger RNA. It is a transcript of the gene nek3, whose product is annotated as NIMA related kinase 3. Gene Ontology annotation, molecular function: protein kinase activity; ATP binding. Gene Ontology annotation, biological process: protein phosphorylation. The coding region runs from base 230 to 1627 and encodes 465 amino acids. The record is from RefSeq and is a predicted model, not a curated record. The transcript is spliced from 13 exons. Lineage: Eukaryota; Metazoa; Chordata; Actinopteri; Pleuronectiformes; Soleidae.
CACGGAAGUGGCCGCGGAUCGAACACCGAGGGGCACAUGUAGAACAAUAAUAAAUCCGUGUUUUCAGUUGAAUUAGCCUUUAUUUUUCACACGUGUUGGCGGAUUUCUCAAUGGAGACUGUUUACAUUUAUAUAAACCUUUAGUUCCGGUUGCUCAGUCUGUUGUAGCUGUAUGUUUUUUUGUUGAUUUUCAAGCGCUGUCUUUCUUUGUUUUGAUUCAAAGGAGCUCCAUGGAGUCACAUUAUUCACCGCUGAGAGUCAUCGGUGAAGGAUCGUUCGGCAGAGCUUUGUUGGUGCGGUGUAACAACAGUCGGCAGGAAUAUGUGCUCAAAGAAAUCCAGCUGCCAAAGAAUCAGAGUAAAUUGGAGAAUUCGAGGAGAGAAGCCGUCCUGCUGUCCACAAUGAAACAUCCCAAUAUCGUGGCCUUCAGGGAAGCAUUCGAGGCUGAUGACCUGCUGUGUAUUAUUAUGGAGUACUGCAGAGGAGGAGACCUGUUGCAGAGGAUCACGCAGCAGAAAACCACACAGUUUUGUGUUGAUGAUAUCUUGAGGUGGUUUUCUCAAAUGUGUGCAGGUGCAAAGCACAUCCACGAUAAGCGAGUUUUGCACCGAGACCUGAAGUCCAAGAACAUUUUCCUGACAGAUGACGGGACGAUUAAACUCGGGGACUUUGGCUCAGCGUGUGUUCUCAACAGCUCAAAGGCAUUCGCUCAUUCGUAUGUUGGGACUCCGUAUUACGUAGCUCCAGAAAUCUGGGACAAUAAGCCUUACAACAAUAAGAGCGACGUGUGGUCUUUGGGCUGCGUUCUCUACGAGCUCUGCACCCUGAGACACCCGUUCCAGGCUUCCAGCUGGAGGAGCCUGAUCUUUAAGGUGUGCCGGGGCGCGUACCCGCCGCUCCCCGACCACCUGCCCUACGAGCUGCGGUGUUUGAUCAAGCACAUGUUCAAGACCAACCCGAAGGACAGGCCGUCCCUGCACACCAUCCUGACCUCUCACCGGGUCUCCAGACUCCUGCGCUCACAUUUCCCCUCCCAGGUGACGGAGGAGGAGGAGGAGCGGGGGAGGAGGAUGAAGCACUGGGACAGAGGAGGAGGAGGGAAGGUGGCCGAGCUGCUGCGAGAGAAGAGUUUGAUGAAAACGACAACAUUGGAAGGUGUGGAGAUGACUGAAGGUCGCUGUGAAAGCAGAGAGCCCGGUCGUCGCAGACACUGGACGACUGAGCGUUCCGACUCUGUGCUGCAGGUGCUGGCAAACAAAAGCCUCCUCUCAUCGGACAGCGCGUCCUCUGUGACCGGCCGGACACUCAUGAGCUAUAAUCAUGAAAAACCAGAGGACGACGUGCAGAGGAGACGAUGGGACAAAGAUCCUCCUGAAAGACUCAUGAGUCUGUUAGAGAAGGUCCAGCUGAGCAGAGCCUUCAGCACCUUCUUAAUACACAAUGGGGACGACCCGCUGAAAGGACCCCUGUCUCAGCCUCAGGGCGACGACACGGAUGGCACCGAGGAGGAAGUGACCGCCGACGAGCAGCGACUGGAGCCGCGCUCUGAUGACGACGACACAGACUUUGAGGAAGAAUCUCCCUGUGACUGGAUCGAUGAAGUCGAACACAUGUUUGCGGAACAUUAAAACCCCUCGCGACACAGAACUGUGGAGGACUCAGUUGUGUUUACGCCGCCAUGUUGGCAGGAAAAACAACUGAACUGCCAAAAUGGAUGUUGCCAGUUUCAAGCCACCAGAGUUCACUGGACACUUUAAAUCAAGUAAUAUAGUGCAGAACUUGACAGAGUAAAUAUACAAUAUAUGGACAAAAGUAUUCAGACACCUGAACAACAACCUAUUAAUAAUGUAAUAACCUAUUCAAAUACAUAUACUGUAGAUGCUGUUGGUCCCUCUUUUGCAGCUACAACAGUUUCCACUCUUCUUGGACGACUUUCCUCAAGAUUUUAAAGUGUUUCAAUGGGAAUUUGUGCCCAUUCAUUCUAUAGAGCAUUUAUAAAGUCAGUAUCCACGAUCUCUGUUCCGGUUCAUCCCAAAGGUGCUCGAUGGAGUUGAGAUCAAGGCUCUGUGUGAGUCAGUCAAGUUAGGAUUAGGAAAAAAAGGACUUUCCUUAAACAGUUGUCCCAAAGUGUUAAGAUUGUCCUUCACUGGAGAUAAGGGACCAUAGAGACCAAAGCCUGAAGGACAGCCUCAUACCACCCUUACCUUACUUUUUGUCCACAUAAGCUACUUUUCCACCCACCUACAUUUCCAAGAACCUUUAUUACCAGGAACUUAUUAACUAUUUUUUGAAAAAGAGUCGCUAGAAUACUCGCUAAAUAUAGUGUCAAAGUUGCUAAGCUGGCAACACUGAAACAUCUGCUAAAUGUGUCCCACCAAUCAGCGUACUUCAGUGCACAGCCCCGCCCCUUUAGAGUUCGUGGUAAUCUGAAAAAGAUUGGCCUAUUCCAGACCUGGCGUAUUCCGACUUUCUUCUACUUUUCAUGGAAUGUCAGAAAACACUUACAUGUCACAAUAAAAAACAUGUUAAAUUAAGAUAUUUAAGUUAAUUAGUGUUGGAUAUGAAGUGUCAGUAGAUUCUCAUCACCUUAUGUUCUACACUUGUUUUCAUUUUAUUUAUACAAAUAAACACACAUCUCUGCUUUUUUACAUAAAACUUAAACGUGUUUGCCUCUUAAUGAAAACUAUAUGCAGAUAUGGCAAAAUAGUCCAAAAAAAGACCGUAGGAAAUAAAGUAAAUGGGAGAAAAGAA